Molecule: messenger RNA, 822 nt
Organism: Suillus discolor
Lineage: Eukaryota; Fungi; Basidiomycota; Agaricomycetes; Boletales; Suillaceae
Exons: 6
Coding region: 1-822 (273 amino acids)
Source: RefSeq, a predicted model, not a curated record
AUGAAACCUUCGGAGGCGAUUGAGUUACGAAUCCAUUUAGAGUGGUAUCUAGCCGGUAAGAAAUAUCAUUUCAUCGGCGCUGAAGAUGGAGACCGAACCCCAAUAACAGAAGGAUUGACUUUACAACAAUCAACUGCAGCCUCACUGUUUUGGAACAUUGAUCAAACAGAAAGGAUAAUUUCUCACAUCAAGAACUUGGGGAAUCGCACAGAGAAGUACACCAACAUCGAUGGGUUUAUGAAAGAACAAGGUAUCGCAUUCUGUGGAAGGAUAUGGAACAUUUUACUACUGGUAUUGGAACACAUCGAAUCGCUUCAUGUUGACGGUAUUGUCAACUCGCUCGAUAUCGACAAGUUUGUCGACCACUUCAACAAUGAUAAUUUAAAACAUAGCACUUUGGCAGGCAUUAUCAUGGCUGUGGAUGCUGGCAUACUUGCCAUUCCGAAUAUUGGUUCUCAAAUGACGACAAUAGCUCUGUGCUCCAUGUCACUUAUCCUUUGUGUUCAUUGUAUCUUCGCAAGUGUUGUCACGCAGCACUUUGGUCAGAAAAUGAAGUCACUUGAAUAUGCACUCUCCCAGUUUGCUUCGAACAUCGAGGUAAAUGAUUUGCUGCAACUUGAGCAGACAGUACUGACAAAUUUUGAUAGUGUGGCGUUGUGCAUGCUAGGCUUUCUUGUCGGAAUUUUCACGGUCCCAAAUCGCUCUCUGAUAACAACCAUUCCUUGCGCAAUUGCCCUUGUUAGUUUAGGAGGAUUUGUAGUGUGGUCGUUAGUUGUCAUAUUUCGUCAGGGUCUGACAUACGGAAGUGGAACAGCGUAUUGA